Paraphaeosphaeria sporulosa is the source of this 1247-nucleotide messenger RNA. RefSeq names its product inositol monophosphatase. The record is from RefSeq and is a predicted model, not a curated record. Gene Ontology annotation, molecular function: inositol monophosphate 1-phosphatase activity. NCBI's taxonomy places the organism in Eukaryota, Fungi, Ascomycota, Dothideomycetes, Pleosporales, Didymosphaeriaceae. Gene Ontology annotation, biological process: phosphatidylinositol phosphate biosynthetic process; inositol metabolic process; signal transduction. The coding region runs from base 172 to 1182 and encodes 336 amino acids. The transcript is spliced from 2 exons.
CGCCCAAAUCAAUCCACACGUCAUAUUGCGGAUCUCGCAGCUUCUUUGAAGCUCCCGCGGCUUGUUGCGGCGUCAGUCAGUAUCAGACCCCACUGCGCUACUUAUCAGCACUGAGUGGGGAACCACCAACAUCUUUCUCUGUGGUCGUUCCGUCCACAAUGACACCAAAACAUGGCCGACACGGACAUUUCGCGCGCUGACCUCGAUGAAAUCUACGCCUUCGCCAUCCAGCUCGGCAAAGAUGCAGGACGCAUGCUCAUGGCCGCAGCCCACGCCCGGAUGGGCGACGCGGGCUCCUCAUCCCAAAAAGCACACACGCAGAAGAUGAACGCAGUGGAUCUCGUCACAGAAACCGACGAGGAAGUAGAGGCCUAUAUCAAGUCGCAAAUCACCGCGCGGUACCCUGCGCACAAGUUCGUCGGCGAGGAAAGCUACUCCAAGGGCAGCAGUAGGGACUACCUCAUCGACGACGCGCCGACGUGGUGCGUCGACCCGCUCGACGGCACAGUCAAUUACAUACACUUGUUUCCGAUGUUCUGCGUCUCCAUCGCGUUUAUCCACAGGAGCAAGCCCUUGAUAGGCGUCAUCUACGCGCCCUUCCUCAACCAGUUCUUCGCUGCGUGCCAAGGACGCGGUGCCUGGCUCAACGAGUCGCAGGCGCUGCCGCUAGUGCGGAAUCCUGUGCCUCCUAUGCCGGAGAAGGCGCCUGCGGGGUGUGUGUUUAGCUGUGAGUGGGGGAAGGACAGGAGGGAUAUCCCGGACGGAAAUAUGCACAGGAAGGUGGAGAGUUUUGUGAACAUGGCGGCGGAGCUUGGGGGCCGGCAGGGGAGGGGCGGCAUGGUGCAUGGGGUGCGGAGUUUGGGGAGUGCGACGCUGGAUUUGGCGUAUGUUGCUAUGGGGAGUUUUGAUAUCUGGUGGGAGGGGGGGUGUUGGGAGUGGGAUGUUGCCGCGGGCAUUGCGAUACUCCUUGAGGCGGGAGGACUGGUGACGACUGCAAAUCCGCCGCAUCCGAAUGAAGACACCGCGCCCAUCGAAGAAGUGAGCUUAGGAAGCCGCCUGUACCUCGCAAUCCGGCCAGCCGGUGAUUCGCCCACAGAAACAGGACGACAAAGCCAGGAGAGGACGGUCAGGGAAGUCUGGAAGCGCGUCCGGAAUAUAGAUUACAACCGGCCGGGCGCAUAGCAUAAUCUACACUUCUAUUGCCUAAGCAACGCAUAUGCAAUGCGGUAUGAACGCUCUCGUCAACC